AUGGGCUUCAAGCAAUUCCUGCAGAGGCGGUCGUUAAAAUCCAAAGACGAUAAACGGACACCGGCGGCGGAACUUACUCUCAGGGAAUCUUUUUACCCGAUCUGUUUGGUGACGGUUCUGUUCUUCCUGUGGGGGUUUAGUUAUGGCUUGCUGGACACGCUGAACAAGCAUUUCCAAAACACACUCGGAAUCAGCAGAGCUCGUUCCAGCGGCCUGCAAGCCGCGUACUUCGGUGCUUACCCACUCGCCGCCCUCGGUCACGCCAACUGGAUCCUCCGCCACUAUGGGUACCGUGCAACCUUCAUCUGGGGUCUAUUCCUCUACGGCGUAGGCUCGCUUAUCGCCUGGCCCUGCAUUCUUGCCCGUUCCUUCGCCGGCUUCUGCGUCGCCAUCUUCAUCAUCGGCAAUGGUCUAGGCUCGCUCGAAACGGCCGCCAACCCGUACAUUACGGUCUGCGGUCCACCGAAAUACGCUGAGAUCCGCAUCAACGUCUCGCACACGUUCAAUGGCAUCGGCACCGUCAUCGCCCCCGUGCUGGGGUCGUACGUGUUUUUCGUCUUCGACGAGGAAACGGCGCUGCGAAACGUGCAAUGGGUGUACUUGGCCAUCGCUAUAUUCGUCUUCAUUCUCGCCAUAGCUUUCUGGCUGUCGGUCAUACCAGAGAUCACGGAUGCGGAUAUGGCGUUCCAGGCCAACGAGUCGCAUGCUAAUGCCGACGAUCAGCCAUUCUGGAAGCAAUACCGCCUGUUCCAUGCCGCCUUUUCCCAGUUCUGCUACGUGGGCGCUCAAGUCGCGAUUGCUGGGUACUUCAUCAACUAUGUGGACGACGUGCUACCUUGGAACCCGAACGACUCGAUGGCAUACCGCUCGGGUAUCGGGUCCAAAUACCUGGCCGGCGCCCAAGCAGCGUUCGCAUUGGGCCGGCCCUGUGGCAUCUUCCUCAUGAGAUACUUCCGCCCGCGCUGGAUUUUCCUGGGCUUCAUGUCAAUGUGUGUCGUCUUCGUCGCACCCUCCAUCACCCAGCGUGGCUUCACAGGCAUGUCGAUGCUCUAUGUCACAUUAUUUUUCGAGUCUAUUUGCUUCCCAACCAUCGUAGCCCUUGGCAUGCGAGGGCUGGGUCGCCACACAAAGCGAGGAUCAGGCUGGAUCGUAGGCGGUGUCAUCGGUGGGGCGGUGGUUCCGCCCCUGACGGGUGUCACCGGCGACUUGCACGGCACGCCGAUGUCUAUGGUGGUGCCGCUGUGUUUCUUCGUCGCAGCAUUAACAUAUCCUCUCGCACUCAAUUUUGUCCCGUCAUACAGGGAUAUCGCGGAUGCCUUCUCGGACACUACCAUCGGAAUUGAGGGCGGUCACGCCGGUGUGACAGACGAGGAGAAUGGUGUCGUUGGUGGCAUUUUCGGCGAUGAGAAGGCUGUUGAGGUUGAGCAUUUAAGGUAG
Pseudomassariella vexata is the source of this 1437-nucleotide messenger RNA. RefSeq names its product L-fucose-proton symporter. Gene Ontology annotation, biological process: transmembrane transport. Lineage: Eukaryota; Fungi; Ascomycota; Sordariomycetes; Amphisphaeriales; Pseudomassariaceae. The transcript has 4 exons. The record is from RefSeq and is a predicted model, not a curated record. The coding region runs from base 1 to 1437 and encodes 478 amino acids. Gene Ontology annotation, molecular function: transmembrane transporter activity.